UUGAACGCGUCUCGGCCGGCUGGAGAAGUUCGCGGGCGACCGGGUGGUGCUGCGCGGGCUCCAGCUGAGCUGGUCUCCUUUUGGGGCCUUGCGCCCGGUGAGGACAGCUCUCCUCCCUUUUUAUGUCAGGAUGGCUCAGAAGGAGAACGCCUACCGGCAGAUGACUCAAUCAGGCCUGAACACCCUGCCUCAGAGAGUCCUUCGGAAGGACCCUACCACUCCCUCUGCACUUGUCUUCAUGAACCGCACCAAUGGCCAGCCCACAGCUGCUCCUGGCCAGAAAGUAUUGGAAAACAGUAAUGGGGCCCCCAACUUCACCCGGACCCUCACCAUUGAUGACUUUGAAAUUGGACGUCCUCUGGGCAAAGGCAAAUUUGGAAAUGUAUACUUGGCUCGUGAGAAGAAAAGCCAUUUCAUCGUGGCGCUCAAGGUCCUCUUCAAGUCUCAAAUUGAGAAGGAGAGUGUGGAGCACCAACUGCGCAGGGAGAUAGAAAUCCAGGCCCACCUGCAGCACCCCAACAUCCUGCGGCUAUAUAACUAUUUCUAUGACCGGAAGAGGAUCUACUUGAUUCUGGAGUAUGCUCCCCGGGGAGAGCUGUACAAGGAGCUACAGAAGAGCCGCACCUUUGAUGAACAGCGAACAGCCACGAUCAUGGAGGAGUUGUCGGAUGCUCUGAUGUACUGCCACCGGAAGAAGGUGAUUCACAGAGAUAUAAAGCCAGAGAAUCUGCUCUUAGGGCUGCAGGGAGAGCUGAAGAUUGCUGACUUUGGCUGGUCUGUGCAUGCCCCUUCACUGAGGAGGAAAACAAUGUGUGGCACCCUAGACUACCUGCCUCCAGAAAUGAUUGAGGGGCGCACGCACAAUGAGAAGGUGGAUCUGUGGUGCAUUGGUGUGCUCUGCUACGAGCUGCUGGUGGGGAACCCGCCCUUUGAGAGCGCCUCCCACAGUGAAACAUACCGGAGGAUUGUCAAGGUGGACCUGAAGUUUCCCCCUUCUGUGUCGUUGGGGGCCCAGGACCUCAUCUCCAAACUGCUCAAGCAUAACCCCUCUGAUCGGCUGCCACUAGCGCAGGUCUCAGCUCACCCUUGGGUCCGGGCCCACUCCCGAAGGGUGCUGCCUCCCUCUGUCCCUCAGCCUGUCUCCUGAUUGUCCCCGUCAUAGACUCUGGUGGUAUUUGUAUAUCUAUGUAUAUGUAAGGAGGAAGGGGAUUUAUCUGUUUGUCUGUUUUCUAUAUCCUUUGUAUUUAAUAAAGGCUAUAGCUUUUUUUUUUA
Molecule: messenger RNA, 1272 nt
Organism: Perognathus longimembris pacificus (Pacific pocket mouse)
Lineage: Eukaryota; Metazoa; Chordata; Mammalia; Rodentia; Heteromyidae
Gene: Aurkb
Product: aurora kinase B
Exons: 9
Coding region: 131-1147 (338 amino acids)
Biological process (GO): regulation of cytokinesis; protein phosphorylation; mitotic spindle organization
Cellular component (GO): spindle microtubule; spindle pole centrosome; spindle midzone
Molecular function (GO): ATP binding; protein kinase activity
Source: RefSeq, a predicted model, not a curated record